AUAUUCCUGAACAUGGUGCUAGUUCAUAUAGGACCAACUACAUUUUGAAGUCCAUGGCUGAAGCACUGGAGAAAAAUAAAAAGCCAUUGGAGAAAUCUGACAUUAACUGUGAUAUAUGUGAACUGGGUGAACAGUAUUCAUGUGCUGUAGCCAAAUGUAUAGAAUGUGAUCAAUAUUUGUGUAAAGUCUGUGAGAAGUGUCACAGCAGAAUGAAAGAUACAAAAUCCCAUCAGUGUAUUCAACUGACUGGUGGUGCUGAGGAAGAUCCCGAUAUUGUUGAAGAGAGCUUGAUUCAAAAGAAAAAUGUCUGCUCUAAGCACUUCUCCCAGCCACGAAAGUUCUACUGUAAGACACAUAAGAUACCUUUAUGUAAAGACUGUCUAAGCGAACAUCUUCAGUGUCCAUGCAUUAUGAUUAAAGAUGUGGCACAGGCAGAAAUGAAAAAUGUGUUUAAGUUGAAGGGUUUAAUCAACCAGAGGAAAGACUUAAUUGACAAGCACCUGAAAACCUCAAAUAAUCUGAUAAAAACUCAACAACAGAAACUCAGUGAACUUCUAAAUGCUAUAACAUCUAAUCAAAGGGAUAUGCAAAGUGUAUUUGAUAAGCACUUUAAUAGCCUUAAAAGUGAGGCAAAAGCUUUGUUUGAUAUUAAUGUGAAGAGGAUUCAAUCUCGCCUAAGUGACAUUGAGCUACAACAGGGUGUCAAUGAUUGUACAUUUCAUCAUCUGAACUUGCUUCAAGAAGAUCAUGUUGAGUUGAUAAGCUUAAGUGCUGAUAUCCAACAAAGACUUCAAGAUUGGAGUACAAUGCCUUCAGUUCUGGCCUCUAAACAUUUUGACAAAUCUUUACAAACACAUGCAUACAAACCUGGCUACUUGGAUGUAUCUGAACUAGGACACAUUUCUUCUUCAAAAAGUAUUCACGGAUCUGCACACUUGGUAGAUAAGACAUGUGAUCGCAGUGCUAUUCAAGAUUUAUGUGUCGGUGAGAAUCAACACAUAUUAGUUGUAGAAUCUCCAACCAAGGAACAAUGUACGAUUGUAACUUAUGCAAAGAAUUCAAACAAAUUGAUUAAAAAGUCAACAAAAAGAUUACUUUCUUGUGGAGCAUGUUCUACUAAAGAUAAGUGUUAUGCUGUAUGUGAUCUAGCAAACGAUUGUAUAGCUAUUUACAGUUAUGAUUUGGUACACCAAAAAAACAUUGGGAGAUUUGAACGUCUAACGCAUGUUUGUAUGAAUUCGGCUGGAGAUCUAAUGGUCAUGGACAAAGGAGGCAAAUGUGUGUACAUUGUUGACUACAGUGAUGGAUCCAUUCUGGCUACAAUAAGUAUUGAUAUAUCAUGCCAUUCUUCUAAUAGUCUCACAACUACCAACAGAUAUGCAGUCAUUGCUUCAGAUUGGUGGAAUAACUGUGUAAAAAUGUUCAACAGGAAGGGUGAGCUUGUCCUGAGCUAUGGUACAAAGGGAAGUGGUGAUAAUCAACUUAACUGCCCAAGUGGGGUCUGUACAGACUCACUGGAUAAUAUCAUCAUAGCUGACAGUCGCAAUCACAGAAUUCACAUGUUGGAUCCCACAGGGAAGUUUAUCAAGUACCUCCUGACUCCUGAGAACAAUGUUAAGUACCCAUAUGCAGUUGCCAUUGAUCACAAUGGUGACCUAUUGGUUGGUACUGAAAAUGGUGACCUCCACUUCAUAAAAUAUAGGGAGAAUCAAAAAUAACAAUGAUAUUACAUAUAAGAACCCAUAUGUACUUGCCACUGAUCAUAAUGGUGACCUAUUGGUUGGUACUGAAAGUGGUGACCUCCACUUCAUAAAAUAUAGGGAGAAUCAAAAAUAACAAUGAUAUUACAUAUAAGAACCCAUAUGUACUUGCCAUUGAUCAUAAUGGUGACCUAUUGGUUGGUACUGGAAGUGGUGACCUCCACUUUAUAAAAUACAGGGAGAAUCAAAAAUAUCAAUGAUAUUACAUGUAUACUAUACAAUAUACAGUAUAUAUUAUAGUAUAGUAUAGAGUGUACUGUAAAUGAACAGAUAAACAUAAAAUAUGUCGUUAUAUUUUCUAUCUGAAACUGAUUCGAAUUAAUCAGAACAAAAUGUCAAAAUGUUUUGCAUAUCUAUAUCAAAAUAAAAAUCUCUUUUUUGAUCCAAGAAUGAAAAACAAACAGUCAUAUUGACCCAGAAAACAGACAAGAGUUCGAUUUAGUUUUAUUUCAGAACCAUGCUUCAAUAAUUGUACAUGCAACAUUUGAAAUGUACACAUAGAAUAAUAAUCUACCCUUUACAAAAGUUUGAUUUUGACCCUAAAAGGUCUACUCUCCUUGAAUAUGAAAUAAUUUGCUACCCAGCCUUUCAGAAUAUAUAGUACAAAAAUCCCGCAAAAUCUGACUUGAUUUGAAAAACAAAACAGUGUCAUCUGCUUGUACAUAGGUAACAUAUUCAUAUUUCACCUCCAAUUUAAUAAAGCCCAUUAUGAAACACAACCUUUUCAAAUCAAAGUCCCUGAAUUUUUCCUGAUUGAAAUAUGAGAAUCCCUAACCAAAUGCAUUUAAUUGUUAUUAUCAUUGAAAAAAAUAAAAAAAAUAAAAACAGAUAAAUUACAUGAUCCCUUAUUGCAUUUAUGUACCCCAUCAUUUUGGUAUUUUCUUUUUUUCUCAUUUCAUGUGUAUUUCAAUUUGUGGUUCAUCUUUCACUAACUUGAUUAAAAUUCUCGGAAUUCUAAAAUUCCCACACAAAGGACGAUUCUCGGUUUGGAGAACAGUCUCCUGGGCUAAUAAUUUUUUUCAUAAAAAAUAUAGAAAUAUUACCCAAAUUAAAUUAUGAAUAUUCAAAAGAAGACAUUUAAAUCUACAAGAUGUAAAAAUAACAACUUGGUCUGAAGCAGGGAUAAUGCUCAAUUAGACCGAUUCAAUAAAAUACAAGUCUCGAUUUGAGGAAAGAAGUUCAUCAGUGUGCUGCGCUAAUAUUUUUUUGCAAAAAUCUAGAAAUAUUACCCAAAUUAAAUUAUGACUAUUCAAAAGAAGACA
Molecule: messenger RNA, 3022 nt
Organism: Owenia fusiformis
Lineage: Eukaryota; Metazoa; Annelida; Polychaeta; Sabellida; Oweniidae
Source: the annotation of a GenBank genome assembly